CCCUCCUAUAAAACCUCCUGCCCCGCCACCUACAGGAAGCCAGCUCUUCCUCUGCCCACCCAACAACAUCAGACUCAGACCAGCAGCUCAACUCUCAACUUUCGUCGAUGGCGAAAUGCAGCAAGAUCCACAACAUCGUCUUGCUCCGGCAGACCCUGCGACGGUGGCGCUCCCGUGCCGCGGCGCGCGCUGCUGCGGGCGACGGCGCGGUGUCGGUGCCGGCGGGGCACGUGGCGGUGUGCGUGGGCGGCGCGUCGCGGCGGUUCGUGGUGCGGGCGGCGCACCUGAACCACCCCGUGUUCCGGGAGCUGCUCCGGCAGGCGGAGGAGGAGUACGGGUUCCCGUCCGGCGCGUGCGGCCCCAUCGCGCUCCCCUGCGACGAGGACCGCUUCCGGGACGUCCUCCGCCGCGUCUCCUCCGAGGAGCGCCGCGGCGUGCCGGCCGCCAACAGCCGCGACGUGGCGACGCGGCCGUUGCUUCAGAGGGUGGCGGCGGAGGAGCUCGUGUGGUAACCGAUCGAUGGAAGCCACACGGAUUGGCCAUUCAUACGUGCUCUGUUCUCACAU
Molecule: messenger RNA, 566 nt
Organism: Aegilops tauschii subsp. strangulata
Lineage: Eukaryota; Viridiplantae; Streptophyta; Magnoliopsida; Poales; Poaceae
Source: RefSeq, a predicted model, not a curated record